AUGUCCAUGGCGUCGACCGGCGGGCGGUCGAGGCGGCAGCGGCAGCUGCCAAUGGUGCCGCGGAACAUCACCAUUAGGACGGAAGGGUUCUCCAACGAGGACGACGAUAGCGAGCUGGUGCCGUCCUCCCUCGCGCCAAUCGUCCCCAUCCUCCGCGCGGCCAACACCAUCGAGGACGAGAACCCGCGCGUCGCCUACCUCUGCCGGUUUACUGCAUUCGAGAAGGCGCAGACAAUGGAUCCAAACUCAAGUGGGCGUGGUGUUCGGCAGUUUAAAACCUAUCUGGUGCACAGGCUGGAAAAGGAUGAAAAGGAGACAUUCCGCAAGCUUGCGUCGACUGAUGCAAAAGAGAUUCACAAGUUCUAUGAGCAGUAUUGUAGAAAAUAUCUGGAGGGUUUUCAAGACAGAAAGUUGGACGAGAUGGGUCAAUACUAUCAGACUGCAUCCGUCCUAUACGACGUGGUAAAAACUGUGUCACCUCCAACUGGGCGUGACACCAAGUUUGAUCAGUACGCGAAAGGGGUUGAAAAGGAGAAAGCUUCCUUUUCACAUUACAACAUAUUACCCCUUAAUAUUUCAGAACCCCCACCACAUGUAAUGGAAAUACCUGAGAUAAAAGCAGCAGUGGCGCUUCUUCGCUGCAUAGAUAAUCUUCCAAUGCCAAAGCCAGAUAUGAGUACGACUAAUGUGCCUGAAGAUAUAGAAGGACCUAUUGUUCUUGACUUGCUCGAUUGGCUCUGGCAAACAUUUGGAUUUCAGAAAGGUAACGUGGAGAAUCAAAAGGAACAUUUGAUUUUGCUACUUGCUAACAUGGAUAUGAGAGGAAGUGGUAAUGUUCACCAGGAUGAAAGACAAAGUCAGAUACAUCGCAAUACAUUUCAUCACUUGAUGAAGAAAGUUUUUAAAAAUUACAUGUCAUGGUGCCGGUAUCUGCAUUUAAAGUCAAACAUCAAAAUUCCAAAAGAUGCCUCCACACAACAACCAGAGCUUCUUUACAUAGGGUUAUAUUUGCUGAUUUGGGGUGAAGCUUCUAAUGUUCGCUUUAUGCCUGAAUGCCUUUGCUAUAUCUUCCACCGUAUGGCGGGGGAUUUGUAUGAUAUAUUAUCUAAUGGAAGCGGAGACCCUUUUGACCCACCCUUCAAGCGAGAGGGGAGUGAUGGUGCAUUUCUACAGCGGGUUAUCCAACCCAUCUACAAUGUUAUUCAAAAUGAAGUUGCAAUGAGUAAGCAUGGUACUGUUAGCCACUCAAAGUGGAGAAACUAUGAUGACAUGAAUGAAUACUUUUGGUCAAAGAAAUGCUUCAAACAACUUGGAUGGCCAAUGGAUCCAGCCUCUGACUUUUUCAUGAAUCCUGUGAAAACUAAAAAUGAUAUCCAGGCUCACUUUUGGAUCCUUGAGGGGACAUAUUUUGCAACCGAGCGAGACCAAACUUUGGUGUAACUUCGAGUUCCAAGCUCUUGGUGCCUUCUUGAGCUUGUAAACUUUCCCCUCUUCACCUUUCUUCUCAUAGUGCGGGGUUGUUCCAUGGACACUUCUUCUAUGAGAUCGCCA
Molecule: messenger RNA, 1551 nt
Organism: Triticum dicoccoides
Lineage: Eukaryota; Viridiplantae; Streptophyta; Magnoliopsida; Poales; Poaceae
Product: putative callose synthase 6
Exons: 13
Coding region: 1-1440 (479 amino acids)
Cellular component (GO): plasma membrane
Molecular function (GO): glucosyltransferase activity
Source: RefSeq, a predicted model, not a curated record